This is a messenger RNA of Lathyrus sativus (Indian pea), 948 nucleotides long. NCBI's taxonomy places the organism in Eukaryota, Viridiplantae, Streptophyta, Magnoliopsida, Fabales, Fabaceae. The record is from the annotation of a GenBank genome assembly.
AUGUGGCCAUUCAGCAGAAAAGGGGUUUCUGGAUUUUCUAGUUCAUCAACUGCGGAAGAAGUUACUCAUGGAAUCGAUGCAACUGGCCUCACUGCUAUUGUUACUGGAGCAUCCAGUGGUAUUGGUGUUGAGACUACGCGUGUUCUUGCUUUACAUGGUGUUCAUGUGAUUAUGGCCGUUAGAAAUACGGCUGCUGCUAGAGAUGUUAGAGAAGCAAUACUUAAGGAGAUUCCCUCGGCGAAAAUUGAUGUCAUGGAGUUGGAUCUUAGUUCAAUGGUAUCUGUUAAGAAAUUUGCAUCAGAGUUUAUUUCCUCUGGUCUACCAUUGAACAUCUUGAUAAACAAUGCGGGUAUUAUGGCGUGCCCUUUCAUGCUGUCCAAGGACAAGAUUGAACAACAAUUUGCCACAAACCACUUAGGUCAUUUUCUCUUGACACAUCUUUUGUUGGACACUAUGAAGAAAACAGCACAUGAAAGUAACAAAGAAGGAAGAAUUGUUAAUGUCUCCUCAGAGGCUCACAGAUUUGCGUAUUCUGAAGGAAUUCGUUUUGACAAAAUCAAUGAUCAAUCAAGUUACAGCAACUGGCGUGCAUAUGGACAGUCAAAGCUUGCUAACAUUUUACAUGCCAACGAACUUGCAAAACGUCUCAAAGAUGAUGGGGUGAAUAUUAUUGCAAAUUCUCUUCAUCCAGGAGCCAUUGUGACCAAUCUUUAUCGUCAUACCAGUGUAAUCAACGGUAUAGUAAAUAUGGUUGGCAGAUUUGCGAUGAAAAAUGCUCAGCAGGGAGCAGCUACAACAUGCUACGUAGCAUUGCACCCUCAAGUGAAGGGAGUUAGUGGUGAAUAUUUUUCAGACAGUAAUUUGGGCAAAGCAACCUCACAAGGGAGGGAUGCUGAUUUGGCUAAGAAACUCUGGGAUUUUAGCAUUAAUUUGAUUGAGGAGAAAUAG